GGCUCUGUGAUCAUGGAGAUCAUUUCUGCGAUGCGUCUGGAGAUUGUUAGCGGGGCAAUUUUUCAAGAAGAUUAGGAUUUUUGGGGCGAUUUUUAGCCAGAGAACUGUCCGACAGCCGUAAACCUAAUAGAAAACUGACCUUAAACACUGCCAAGGAUCUUUGUUGGUUAAUGUUCAACCCUGGAUGCUCUUAGUGUGCCUGCAGAGGAAUUUGGAAAUGGGACUUUGCGUUUAGAUUUUAAAAGGAGCCAGACAUGGGCAGUGGUACAAGCCGAGGUAAGAAAGUUGCACCUGCAUGUGUCAGCGACGUGAACGCGACCAAAACAGCUGCCGGUGUCACUUCACCCAAACAAGACAGUCGUCCAUUCAAGCCUCUUAAAAGUCAUGCAAUUUUGCGCAACGCGCGCAACCGUGCGCAACCGGAGUGCCACAGCGAGGGGCACGACUCUGACUUUUCUCGGGAAGACGAUGACAUUGACGGAGAGAUGGACACAGUUCUGGCGGAUUACGAGGAGCGAGGGAGAUCUUCCGUGAAGACAAAUCCUCCAAAGAAGACGGCCAUCAGAUCCAAAACAUACGGACUGUGUCACUUUAGUCAAGAGGAUGACAAGGACUUCAGCUCCGAGGAGCCACGUGGCUCACAGUGUGGAUCAGGAGACGUAAACAAGAGGAGCAGUGAUGCUUUCACACACUUUAAAAAACAGACACCUGCGUACCCCAGUCAGCAAAGUUCUUCCUCUCAGGGCUUUUUGACAAGAGGGGCUUUGUUGGAAGCUGUUCCCACAUCAGACAAACAAUCGACUAUUGGCAGCUGCCAUAGCUCCUCCCUCACCGUGCCAGUCAACUUGUACGAUGGAUCAGAAGAGGAUCUGAUGAACACUAUUGAGAAAGAGUUUAGUUGACCCCCAGCUGAGAGCGCUACUGCAAAGCUGUUGUCCUUUCCAGCUGUCCUCGUGGCAUACAGCAGUUUGCAGAGCACAUUUUUUUUAAAGAGAAAGGGAAGCAGGGUUUCUUUUGACAAUUUCCUGUUACCAAGGAAGGCUGCAUUCACUCUAUUUAAGCAGGAUUCCCCUAAUAAAUUUAACAUUGUUUGUGUUGAACUUAAACUACUGCACUCAAGGCCUUUGCAUUUACCCAAGUCUUAUUUAACAACGUGAGGCAGUGUAAUUGCAGAGUUAUAACACCAACUUGAACAGGUGCCAGGAGGUUCUCCUCGCAAGCCUGUUAACUGAGAGAAGCCUUCCUGGCUUGUUAUCUGCAGUGGUGUCACUGUCACCCCCUCAACGCUGCCGACCUCCCACAGAGCGCACACCUACUUGUUAUCUAUUACUUACUUUACUCCAACUUGUCUGUUAAUAGGUAAAGGAGAGCUCCCAUAUUUCUCUGGUUGAUGAAACUGAAGUAGCAGCAGUAAAGGCACAUUCUUGUGGCCAUGCAAAAAUAACGUUUUCCACCAGCAGUUUUGUGAGUGCAGCGCAGUAUAUAGGGUAUAGUUUUCCAUAAGUGGCGACCCUGCAAAGGUAUGAGCUGGGAUUGUUUACUUAAGGUUUCCUUUCCUGACCACAGUUCCUGCACUUUUCCACCCUUGUGAAGAAGGAAUGUGUGGCAACAGAGACUUUCAGUCAGGCUCAGUUUGACCCAGCUGCGUUUCAGCCACAUUCAAACAUAAAUGGCUGCUGCCACUUAGUGGUGGAACGAAGUAGUUGUGCGCAUGUGAACUCAUACUUGAACAUUGAUGCAAAUACUGUGUCAACAAACUGCAUUUGUUACUGUUUAACAAAAGGGCAAUUUCAACCAGAAAUAUAGAGGAAGAGUUUUGUAAUUUUGUUUUAUAAUGCAAAUAAAAAUUGAUUUCUUCUGUAUUAUUUAUUGUGUGUGCAGUUUCUGGGAGUGUGUGUGUGUGU
Cottoperca gobio is the source of this 1904-nucleotide messenger RNA. RefSeq lists its product as uncharacterized. Bases 255 to 902 code for a protein of 215 amino acids. The transcript has 3 exons. Lineage: Eukaryota; Metazoa; Chordata; Actinopteri; Perciformes; Bovichtidae. The record is from RefSeq and is a predicted model, not a curated record.